UAAACAAUCACACAGCAAGUCGCUGUUCAACUAGCUGUCGGACCACACACGUUCAGUCGAUAUUAAUAGAAAAGAAAAUAAACAAAAUGCGAUUACAACAGUUGCUGGGCGUAAAGAAAAUGACUUCGUCAGUGAAUUUAUCAGCGCUUCGUAUGAAAUAUCGUGAAAAGAAAGACGUAUUUCUCGAAGAAAAUAUCAAAGUAAAGCAGCCCAUUAAGCUAUUUCGCGAAUGGCUAGAGGAAGCGGUAAAGACAGAGGAACUCAUCGAGCCAAAUGCCGCCUGCAUAGCAACAGUGAAUAAAGACGGUAAGCCCUCAAAUCGUUUUGUGCUACUCAAAGAUGUCACCGAUGACGGCUUUCGUUUCUUCACCAACUAUGGCAGUCACAAAGCACAAGAUAUUGCGGACAAUCCAAAUGUGGCAAUGACACUUUACUGGUUGCCACUACGUCGACAGAUACGUAUCGAGGGCAUGGCAGAGAAGAUAUCUAAAGAAGAUUCACUAGCGUAUUUCCAUCAACGUCCGCGUGCCUCCCAAAUCGGUGCUUUGGCUAGCGAGCAGAGUUCGCGUAUACCAUCACGUCAGCACUUGGAUGACAUUGAACAGGAAAUCAAAAAGAAAUUGGGACCUGAUGGCGAGGUACCGCUACCAAAUUGGGGUGGUUAUCUUAUACGACCACAUACUAUCGAAUUUUGGCAGGGACAAACCGAUCGCCUACAUGAUCGCAUACAGUUUCGCCGUGGACUAGAAGUUGAGAAGGAAGUCGAUGGCAAUUUGAUACAUAAAGGUGAAGACGGCUGGGUCUAUGAGCGUUUGGCACCAUAGAGUGGGCCCUAAACGGACACUAGUCAUAGGUGAAACACAACAAGUACCUAAAGUAGGAUCUGUGAGGCUUCUAUCAAUAAUAUAUUUCAGUUGUACCUAUGCUGUGUACAACUCUGAGCAAAAGAAAAUUAAAUUCCGUUGAUCAAUUAAAUAUAAUUUGUAUAUGAAUAAUUGCAAUUAAUAAAAAAAAUGUAUGUAAUUAUA
Molecule: messenger RNA, 1028 nt
Organism: Zeugodacus cucurbitae (melon fly)
Lineage: Eukaryota; Metazoa; Arthropoda; Insecta; Diptera; Tephritidae
Gene: sgll
Product: pyridoxine/pyridoxamine 5'-phosphate oxidase
Exons: 5
Coding region: 87-824 (245 amino acids)
Biological process (GO): pyridoxine biosynthetic process; pyridoxal 5'-phosphate biosynthetic process
Molecular function (GO): FMN binding; pyridoxamine phosphate oxidase activity
Source: RefSeq, a predicted model, not a curated record